Messenger RNA from Tachysurus fulvidraco (yellow catfish), 1167 nucleotides. Its product is annotated as CD209 antigen-like protein E. NCBI's taxonomy places the organism in Eukaryota, Metazoa, Chordata, Actinopteri, Siluriformes, Bagridae. The coding region runs from base 189 to 1055 and encodes 288 amino acids. The transcript is spliced from 9 exons. The record is from RefSeq and is a predicted model, not a curated record.
GUCAGCAAAUUCAGGCAGAAGAAAAUCACAUAAAUGCCUUAUGCUUUCUAGUGUGAGGGUGAAAUCUAUCAGGCUAUCCUGAGUUUUUCACUAGAACGCAGAAGUCACUUAUUUCAUUUGUAGUGAAGCAAUAGUGAGGUUCAGAAGUGCCAUCUGUCUAUGAAGAUAUAAGUUUUGAAUUCUGCAAAAUGGACGGUAGUGAAAACUAUCAUUCUCCAAAAGACACAGAGGAUAAUGUUUAUGUGAAUGAGGACGACCCAGAGCUGAAAAACUCAGAUAUCUCUGACCGCACUGAGCUGAAAGACAAGAAGAAACCAGGAAAGAUCUUCAGAUAUGCUUUUGGUCUCCUAAUACUUGGUGUUUUAUUAACACUCUGUGUUGUAGGGAUACGUUAUCACAAUAAAGUGGUUUCAUAUGAGAUAUUAAGUGAGCAGUAUUCUAAUGUUACUGAAACGUUGAUGACACAGGAACAUAAAGUCAAAGACAUAGAAAAGCUGUAUGAAGCACUGAAGGUGGAGCAUCAGCAAUUUCAGGAGAAUCUCACAGCAUGCAGUGAGACAGAAAAACUGUAUGAAGCACUGAAGGUGGAGCAUCAGCAAGUUCAGGAGGAUCUCGCAGCACGCAGUGAAGGAAAACAACCCUGCACACUUUGUGAGGAAGGAUGGAAGUCUCUUGGUUUAAAGUGUUACUACUUCUCCAAUCAUAAACUGAACUGGACACAGAGUCGAGAUUACUGUGUGGAGAAAGGAGGUCACCUGGUGAUUAUAACCAGCCAAACUGAACAGGGCUUUUUAGUCUCACAAAUUGGAGAAACACACUGGAUUGGCUUGAAUGACUUGGAGACUGAGGGUCAGUGGAUGUGGGUGAACAACAAGCCCUUAAAGGAGACUGGUGUAACGUUUUGGUAUAGUGCUCCAAUAAAACAGCCUGAUAACUGGAAAGUGGAGGACCCUUCUGGAGAGAAUUGUGCUGCUCUGGGGAAUGUAGGUGGUAACACACAUAAAUGGUUUGAUGAUUCGUGUAGUAAAUUCAAAAAGUACAUCUGUGAAAAGUAAAAUACAUUUCACUUACAUUUGAGUCUGCAAAUAUUUGUUUUUAUGAAUGGAGAACAAUUCAUGGUUGUUGACUAUAAAUAUUUGAUAUUGAAAAACAGCUAACAUUAAGUUU